CCAUGGCUUCGACUGAUAGAAAACAUGCAAAUGUAGAAGACGAGCCAGUUUUCCCCAUUCGCAGAGAGAGGGGUUUGGCACCCACUUAUCUCUGCCUAUUUCAAGAAUUCUGGUGCCCAGAUCUUUUUAUAGAAGGUGUAAAAAGUUUUCAAAAGUGCUUUGAAGCAAAAGAUAGUGAUGUUGUUGUUGCAAGCUUUCCAAAAACAGGGUAUUGGAAGGAGAGCUUGGCCAGACCAAACAAGGUUCUGUUCUUAAAGUACGAGGAUCUUAAGGAGAAUGUCAAUUUUCACGUGAAAAGCAUCGCAGAGUUUUUGGGAUGUCCUUUCAGUGCUGAAGAAGAAAGUGAUGGAGACAUUGAAAGUAUAAUGAAGCUAUGUAGCUUUGAGAAAAUGAAAGAUUUGGAGGUAAACGUUUCAGGAAAGUUAGACAAAUUCAUUGACAAUAAGUUAUUCUUUCGGAAGGGUGAAAUAGGUGAUUGGGUAAAUUACUUUUCUCCAUCUAUGAUAACAAAAUUAUCCAAAGUUAUUGAAGAAAAGUUGAGUGGAUCAGGUCUUUCGUUUAAAAUGUAUGCUUAAAACUUCAAGAGCCAAACACAUGUAGCUGUGUCUUUGGCUCAAAUGUUGUCGUCACUUUUUC
Vigna unguiculata (cowpea) is the source of this 636-nucleotide messenger RNA. RefSeq names its product cytosolic sulfotransferase 15 pseudogene. The record is from RefSeq and is a predicted model, not a curated record. NCBI's taxonomy places the organism in Eukaryota, Viridiplantae, Streptophyta, Magnoliopsida, Fabales, Fabaceae.